AUGGAUCUGGUUCAAAAGGAGCAUGACAGGCUUCUGAAGAAGCUGAGGACCUCCCAGGGCAUUAACAAUGUCCAGGCUACGAUUGAUAUGCUCCAGUCCGCCCGGGAUACUAUUGCUGCUGACCCCAACCAGGCCGCCAUAGCCUUGACCAGACUUCAGAAUCCCGUCAAGGCAUCCUUUAAUGCAAUCAACGAUAGUUUGAAAGAGACUCACGGCGGUCUCAACAAGUACACCAAGUCAUUGGAUAAGCUCUUCAAAGAUAGGCCCCUCCCUAGCACCGAGCACGAUGUCCUCUCCGAACAAGAACACUUGAUCAACCGUGCCAUCGCCAUGCAUCUCCUCCGCGAAGGCCAAUUCUCCGUCGCCGCCACCUUCCUAUCUGAAAUCGCCGAGAAGAAAGACUUGAUGCAUAACCCCGCUUCACCCUCCUCCUCCGCCUCCCCCGAAUCAUCUAGUAGCCUUCUAAACCUGGAUGAGGUCCCCUCCCCGGAGAUUCGCAAGGAGUUCGCCUCGAUGUAUUACAUCCUCUCGCAACUGAAAGAACGAAAGAACCUCCUCCCCGCCAUCGAAUGGUCACGGGAGAACCGUGAGGCGCUGGAAGCCCGCGGCAGCAAUCUAGAAUUCGAGCUAUGUCGCUUGCAGUUUGUCUGGCUCUACCAUGGCGAGUCGGACAUGUCGGGAGGUAACCAUGUUCCUGGGAACUGGCGCGCCGCGAUGGCAUACGCCAAACGUGAAUUCCAUACCUUUCUGCCGCGAUACAUCCGUGAGGUGCAGCAGCUGAUGGGCGCCAUGGCCUUUUGCCCGAAUUUGCAUGGCUCACCGUAUUCAGCGAUCUUCAACAACACGUCGGCAUGGGACGAUGUGGCUCAAUUCUUUACUAGAGAGUUUUGUUCACUGCUGGGACUGUCGGCGGACUCACCACUUUACAUUGCCGCGACUGCUGGAGCGAUUGCGCUGCCUACACUGCUGAAGUUGCAGACAAUUAUGAAGGCCAAGCGCACUGAAUGGACGAGCGAGAAUGAGCUACCGGUUGAAAUUCCACUUCCGCCCUCAUACCUCUUCCAUUCGAUCUUUGUUUGCCCCGUUUCUAAGGAGCAAGCUACUGACGAGAACCCGCCCAUGAUGAUGCCCUGCGGGCACGUCAUCGCAGAAGAGUCGCUCAAGCGUCUCAGUAAGGGCAGUCGGUUUAAGUGUCCCUACUGCCCGAACGAGAGCCACAUGAAAGACGCCCGAAAGGUGUUCCUGUGA
Messenger RNA from Penicillium subrubescens, 1248 nucleotides. Its product is annotated as ubiquitin-protein ligase RMD5. Gene Ontology annotation, biological process: proteasome-mediated ubiquitin-dependent protein catabolic process. Gene Ontology annotation, molecular function: ubiquitin protein ligase activity; protein binding. Gene Ontology annotation, cellular component: GID complex; cytoplasm; nucleus. The coding region runs from base 1 to 1248 and encodes 415 amino acids. Lineage: Eukaryota; Fungi; Ascomycota; Eurotiomycetes; Eurotiales; Aspergillaceae. The transcript is spliced from 4 exons. The record is from RefSeq and is a predicted model, not a curated record.